AUGAGAAAUCUCAGUUGCGUCUAUCGCGAGAAGGCCCGUAAUCGGACGCGCAAGGUCAAACCGCGAACUGCAGCUUAUGAGACUAUCAUGUCUCACGACGCCAUGGAGAGCACGUCUCUGGAACCAUCCGAUGAAGGAACUGUGCCACCGACGCCAAAUGCCGACGACACCGCAUCUGUCGGACCUACAGGAUCAGUAAUGGACAGCGAACGCAGUUUGACACAUAAUAGUGUUGCUGCGACGCAUCGCGCAUCACCCUCUUGUUUCCUCCAGCUUUACUAUGGCCCCUCAUCGAAUUUUGCCCUGCUCAACUCAAUCUAUCACCAAAUAGCAGGGACAUGCCCAAAUGAUCCUCCGUCACGCUCUGGAAUUGUCGAAGAAGUUGGUCCGGCCAUCGAGAUCCGCCGCGAACUACAUCAGUUUGCAGAGCAACAACUCAAGGAUAUGAAGUUUGGACUUGUUGGAGACCCCAGCACAGGAGAGCUCGGCGUGUGCCAAGCUAUGGUUUCAACAAUGUAUCAUCAUACACUCCUAUUAACAUUCCGCCCCUUUCUCAUUUUACGAGCAAAACUGAAUCACGACCGUGCUGCUGCUACUUCAGCAGAGAAUCUACAGAUGCCUCCGCCUUGGCUCGAUAGCGCUUGCGAGUACUGCUUGGAAGCAGCAAGAAACUCUGUUGGCUUCUUAACGGGCUCAAAUCAGGAUAUAAAGUAUCAUGGCUUCUUUAUGGAGGGAGCAUGCUAUGCUUUGGCUUUCGAUAUGCUUCAAGAAAAGAAGACAGCUCACCGCAAUCUGCCCUGGAUUCACUCUGGUCUAAGAUGCCUUCGCUCCAUGAUGGGAUCAGCAGGAGUAAACGCCGGUCAGCUUCCAAUAACAAUCGCCUCAAUAGAGCAGAUGGUCCGAUCUGCCGGGUUCGAACUGAAAGAUCCAGUAGGCACGAAUCAGCAGAAGCAGGCCCCGCAGUCCACGCUCCCCGGAUCACCAGCACCUGUCUCUGUUGCAGGUGGUAUGAGGAGCGAGCCUGCGUUCACCUUCCCUUCCAUGCCAUUCGGCUUUGAUGUCACUGGUCAGAUGAAUGGCAGUUCGAGCUCUCCUGCAGGCGCUGCAUCGGAAGAGAUGGCAGAUUUCACAGCUGCUGAUGUUGGAUGGGAUAUUGAUUUUGGAACUAUGAAUAUGGAGGCGUUUUUGUCUCUCGACUCGGCGGAGGCUUUCAAUUUUGCACCAUGA
Fusarium musae is the source of this 1227-nucleotide messenger RNA. RefSeq lists its product as uncharacterized. The coding region runs from base 1 to 1227 and encodes 408 amino acids. Gene Ontology annotation, molecular function: RNA polymerase II cis-regulatory region sequence-specific DNA binding; DNA-binding transcription factor activity, RNA polymerase II-specific. The record is from RefSeq and is a predicted model, not a curated record. Gene Ontology annotation, biological process: positive regulation of transcription from RNA polymerase II promoter by galactose. The transcript has 4 exons. Gene Ontology annotation, cellular component: nucleus. NCBI's taxonomy places the organism in Eukaryota, Fungi, Ascomycota, Sordariomycetes, Hypocreales, Nectriaceae.